AUGAGAGAAUGGGUCCUGCUCCUAACCACAGUGCUCUGUGGCCUGGCUGGCCCCACACACCUGUUCCAGCCCAGCCUGGUGCUGGACAUGGCCAAGGUGCUCUUGGAUAACUACUGCUUCCCCGAGAACCUGGUGGGGAUGCAGGAAGCCAUCGAGCAGGCCAUCAAGAGCCGUGAGAUUCUGGGCAUCUCAGACCCUCAGACGCUGGCCCAGGUGCUGACGGCUGGAGUGCAGAGCUCCCUGAACGACCCUCGCCUGGUCAUCUCCUAUGAGCCCAGCACCCUCGAGCCUCCCCGAGAGGCCCCAGCACUCACCAACCUCACACAAGAGGAACUGCUGGCCUGGCUGCAGAGGGGCCUCCGCUACGAUGUUCUGGAGGGCAACGUGGGCUACCUGCGGGUGGAUGACAUCCCAGGCGAGGAGGUGCUGAGCAAGCUGGGCCAGUUCCUGGUGGCCCACGUCUGGGGAAAGCUCAUGGGCACCUCUGCCCUGGUGCUGGAUCUGCGACACUGCACGGGGGGCCAGGUGUCCGGCAUUCCCUACGUCAUCUCCUACCUGCACCCGGGGAACACGGUCCUGCACGUGGACACCAUCUACGACCGCCCCUCCAACACGACCACAGAGAUCUGGACCUUGCCCCAGGUCCCGGGAGAGAGGUAUGGUGCCGACAAGGACGUGGUGGUCCUCACCAGUGGCCACACCGGGGGCGUGGCUGAGGACAUCGCCUACAUCCUCAAGCAGAUGCGCAGGGCUAUCGUGGUGGGCGAACGAACAGUGGGGGGUGCCCUGAACCUGCAGAAGCUGAGGAUAGGCCAAUCCAACUUCUUCCUCACCGUGCCCGUAUCCAGGUCCCUGGGGCCCCUGGGUGGGGGCAGCCAGACGUGGGAGGGCAGCGGGGUGCUGCCCUGUGUGGGGACGCCAGCCGAGCAGGCCCUGGAGAAAGCCCUGUCCAUCCUCACUCUGCGCCGCGCCCUGCCGGGGGUCGUCCGCUGCCUGCAGGAGGCGCUGCAGGACUACUACACGCUGGUGGACCGCGUGCCCACGCUGCAGAACCACCUGGCCAGCAUGGACUUCUCCACAGUGGUCUCCGAGGAGGACCUGGUCACCAAGCUCAAUGCCGGCCUGCAGGCUGUGUCCGAGGACCCCAGGCUCCUGGUGCGGGCCAUUGGGCCCAGAGAAACCCCUCCUGGGCCCGAGGCUGAAGCCGAAGAACUCCCAGGGGAAGUCCCAGAGGUGCCCGAGGAUGAGGCUGCCCGGCAAGCCCUGGUGGACUCCGUGUUCCAGGUGUCAGUGCUGCCGGGCAAUGUGGGCUACCUGCGCUUCGACAGUUUUGCCGAUGCCUCUGUGCUGGGGGCGCUGGGCCCAUACAUCCUGCGCCAGGUGUGGGAGCCCCUGCAGGACACGGAGCACCUCAUCAUGGACUUGCGCCACAACCCCGGGGGGCCGUCCUCAGCCCUGCCCCUGCUGCUCUCCCACUUCCAGGGCCCCGAGGCCGGCCCCGUGCGCCUCUUCACUACCUAUGACCGCCGCACCAACGUCACGCAGGAGCACUUCAGCCACACCGAGCUGCUGGGCCCGCGCUACAGCACCCACCGCGGCGUGUACCUGCUCACCAGCCACCGCACCGCCACCGCCGCCGAGGAGUUCGCUUUCCUCAUGCAGUCGCUGGGCUGGGCCACGCUGGUGGGCGAGAUCACCGCGGGCAACCUGCUGCACACCCGCACGGUGCCGCUGCUGGACACGCCCGGGGGCCGCCUGGCGCUCACCGUGCCUGUGCUCACCUUCUUUGACAACCACGGCGAGGCCUGGCUGGGCGGCGGCGUGGUGCCCGAUGCCAUCGUGCUGGCCGAGGAGGCCCUGGACAGAGCCCAGGAGGUGCUGGAGUUCCACCGGAGCCUGGGGGCCUUGGUGGAGGGCACAGGGCACUUGCUGGAGGCCCACUACGCUCGGCUGGAGGUCGCCGGGCAGAUGGGCGCCCUGCUGCGAGCCAAGCUGGCCCAGGGGGCCUACCGCACGGCAGUGGACUUGGAGUCGCUGGCCUCCCAGCUCACAGCAGACCUGCAGGAGGUGUCUGGGGACCACCGCCUGCUGGUGUUCCACAGCCCUGGCGAGCUGGUGGUGGAGGAGGCGCCCCCACCGCCGCCUGCCGUCCCCUCCCCGGAGGAGCUCUCCUACCUCAUUGAGGCCCUGUUCAAGACAGAGGUGCUGCCCGGCCAUCUGGGCUACCUCCGUUUUGAUGCCAUGGCCGAGCUGGAGACGGUGAAGGCCAUUGGGCCGCAGCUGGUGCGGCUGGUGUGGCAGAAGCUGGUGGACACGGCGGCGCUGGUUGUUGACCUGCGCUACAACCCCGGCAGCUAUACCACGGCCGUGCCGCUGCUCUGCUCCUACUUCUUUGAGGCGGCGCCCCUCCAGCACCUCUACUCCAUCUUUGACCGGGCCUCCUCAAGGGUCACAGACGUGUGGACGCUGCCCCAGGUUGCUGGCCAGCGCUACGGCUCCCACAAGGACCUCUACAUCCUGAUGAGCCACACCAGCGGCUCCGCGGCCGAAGCUUUUGCUCACACCAUGCAGGACCUGCAGCGGGCCACGGUCAUCGGGGAGCCCACGGCGGGAGGGGCUCUCUCUGUGGGCAUCUACCAGGUGGGCAGCAGCCCCCUAUAUGCCUCCAUGCCCACCCAGAUGGCCCUGAGUGCCACCACAGGCCAGGCCUGGGACUUGGCCGGCGUGGAGCCCGACGUCACCGUGCCCAUGGGCGAGGCCCUUUCCACAGCCCAGGACAUAGUGGCCCUGCGUGCCAAGGUGCCCACAGUGCUGCAGACGGCCGGGAAGCUGGUAGCUGAUAACUACGCCUCCCCCGAGCUGGGGGCCAAGAUGGCUGCAGAGCUGAGCGGUCUGCAGAGCCACUACUCCAGGGUGACCUCAGAAGUGGCCCUGGCCGAGAUGCUGGGGGUUGACCUGCAGAUGCUGUCCGGGGACCCACACCUGAAGACAGCCCAUAUCCCUGAAGACUCCAAGGACCGAAUUCCUGGAAUUGUGCCCAUGCAGAUCCCUUCCCCUGAAGCCUUUGAAGACCUGAUCAAGUUUUCCUUCCACACUAACGUGCUUGAGGACAACAUCGGCUACUUGAGGUUCGACAUGUUUGCGGACUGUGAGCUGCUCAUCCAGGUCUCUGAGCUGCUGGUGGAGCACAUUUGGAAGAAGAUCAUGCACACAGAUGCCAUGAUUGUCGACAUGAGGUUCAACAUCGGUGGCCCCACAUCCUCCAUCCCUGUCUUGUGCUCCUACUUCUUUGACGAAGGCCCUCCGGUUCUGCUGGACAAGAUCUACAGCCGGCCCAAUGACUCUGUCAGCGAACUCUGGACGCACACCCAGGUUGCAGGUGAACGCUAUGGCUCCAAGAAGAGCAUGGUCAUUCUGACCAGCAGUGUGACGGCCGGUGCUGCGGAGGAGUUCACCUACAUCAUGAAGAGGCUGGGCCGGGCCCUGGUCAUUGGGGAGGUGACCAGCGGUGGCUGCCAGCCACCACAGACCUACCACGUGGACGACACCCACCUUUACCUCACUAUCCCCACAGCCCGCUCUGUGGGGGCUGCAGAUGGAAGCUCCUGGGAAGGGGUGGGGGUGACACCCCACGUGGCUGUCCCUGCAGAAGUAGCUCUCACCAGAGCCAAAGAGAUGCUCCAGCACAACCUGCUGAGGUUGAGGCGGAGCACAGGCCUGUAGGGCCACCGGGAGGG
Lemur catta (Ring-tailed lemur) is the source of this 3737-nucleotide messenger RNA. It is a transcript of the gene RBP3, whose product is annotated as retinol binding protein 3. Gene Ontology annotation, molecular function: serine-type peptidase activity. The transcript has 4 exons. The record is from RefSeq and is a predicted model, not a curated record. Lineage: Eukaryota; Metazoa; Chordata; Mammalia; Primates; Lemuridae. Gene Ontology annotation, biological process: proteolysis. Bases 1 to 3723 code for a protein of 1240 amino acids.